Molecule: messenger RNA, 2019 nt
Organism: Lodderomyces jiufengensis
Lineage: Eukaryota; Fungi; Ascomycota; Pichiomycetes; Serinales; Debaryomycetaceae
Exons: 1
Coding region: 1-2019 (672 amino acids)
Biological process (GO): protein localization to membrane; vacuolar transport
Cellular component (GO): Golgi apparatus; membrane
Source: RefSeq, a predicted model, not a curated record
AUGAUACUUCUAAAUAAUUUUCUACUCAUUCAACUACUAUUUCUCAACUUAGUUUUAGGUCAUUUAAAUUUUUUAGGAUUGGAAGAACCAAACUAUUUCAAAAAGGGAGAUGCAGUUGAUUUAUUAGUGAAUAAAAUAGAAUCAGAUAAAACUCAAUUACCUUAUGGAUAUUAUAGUUUACCAUUUGUAUGUCCUCCAAUGAAUGACGCAAAACCUUUACAUUUAUCAUUAGGUGAAAUAUUGAAAGGAGAUAGAAUUUGGAAAAGUGGUUACAAGUUGGAAUUUUUAAAAGAUGAAAAUUGUUUAAGGUUAUGUGAUUUAAGAGCAAGUGCAAAUGGGAUAAGAAGAGCUUCAAAUUUAAUUAAAGAAGGGUACGUGGUGCAUUGGUCAAUUGAUGAUUUACCAGGUGCUACGACUUUUCAAACAUCUCAUCAUAAUUCAAAAUAUUAUGCCUCGGGUUUUCCUUUGGGUUUCGUUGAAAAUGAUAUAAGUUAUAUAUAUAAUCAUGUUAUGUUAGUUAUAAGGUAUCACAAACUAAGUAAAGAUAAACAUGUUAUAGUUGGAUUUGAGGUAUACCCGAGAUCAGUUAUAAAUGAAGAAUGUCCAGGAUCUAGUAAAGAUUAUGAAAAUUUUGCAUUAAAAUAUCAAUAUGAUGCUGAGGGGAACUUAGUACAAGAACGGACUUUGAUACCUUAUACUUAUUCAGUAUAUUGGAGAGAAGACAAUUCAAUAGAUUAUGAAUCAAGAUGGGAUUUAUAUUAUGAACAUGAAUUACAAAAUAAUAAAAAAAAAAUUCAUUGGUUUUCUUUUAUUAAUUCAAUUGUUUUGAUUUUUUUGGUGUCAUUAAUUGUUAUGAUUGUAUUUUAUAAAAUACUAAAGAGAGAUUUACAAAAUUUGCAACCAAAUUUACCUGUGACUGAAAAAGAUUUAGAUCACUCACUUACUAGUGGAAAUAACUGGAGAAAUUUAGUAAAUGAAGUUAACACAACCCCUCAAUAUGAAUUGUUAUUAACUACAUUAGUUUCAGGUGGUAUUCAAAUGUUGAUAGUAAUAGUUGGAGUAAUAAUUUUAUUGACAUUAGACUCAAUAUCAUUUUUUGCAAAACAUUCAUUUAUAAAUAAUCAUAAAGGUGCAUUUUUUUCAUUAUCAAUAUUUUGUUUUAUGGGAUCAGGAUUAAUUAGUUCUUUCAUGGGAGUGAUACUACAUAAAUAUUUCAAAAAUGAAAAUCUCAAUAAGUCAUAUCCUUUUUUCAAUAAUUUUAUAUUGUCAUUAUUAUUUAGUGCUGUAUUACCUUUAUUUUUAUUCUUGUUGAUGCUUGUGCUAAAUUUUUUUGUAUGGGCUGAAGAAUCAUCAACUGCAUUACCUUUUGGUACCAUUAUCAUAUUUGUACUACUGUUUAUUUUAAUACAGUGUCCUUUGGGAGUCAUUGGUGGAUAUUAUGGUAAUCAUUUUAAAUUUAGUAACUACAAAUAUAUUACAACUACUCCAUCAGUACCUAGCUCACCAAACAAUGAUUAUUACCUACCUAAAAAGUCAAUUUUAAGAACUUUAUUUAAAUCAUUUUCAAUCAUAUCGUAUUUUAAAAAUGUAUUAGUAUUUGGAGCAAUACCGUUUGCUGUUGUAUUUGUUGAAUUGUUCUUCAUUUUCAAUUCAGUUUGGUUGGAGAAGACUACCUUUUAUUACAUGUAUGGAUUUUUAUUUUUAACAAUAAUUAUGUUGUCAAUAAUAAUUAUAGAGCAAACAAUAAUUUCAAUAUACUUAUCAUUAACUUUCUACAAUUACCCAAAUUGGUCAUGGUUAUCAUUUCAAAAUGGUUCAAGUGUUGGGUGGUGUAUAUACGUUUACUCCAUUUAUUACUACUUCAAAUUUUUAAAUAUUGAUGAUUUUAUAAGUUCAUUAUUAUUUUUCAGUUAUAUGGGUUUAGCUUGUUUUAUAAUUGGUAUUGCAUGUGGUUCAAUUGGUGUACUAACUGGUUUAGUAUUUAUUAAUAAGAUUUAUAGAGCUGUUAAACUAGAAUAA